AUUCAAACCAACCUUAGUCACAAUAUGCCUAUAUCUAUCUAUUGGCCAUCUUGAAAUCUAAUGGUAGCAAUAUUCGACAACAUCUACCUCAGAGCAGUUAUGCUGUAACUAUGAAUUUCAGUAGUUCAGACACUCGAGUUUCAGCUAUCAGGUUUAAUGUUCGACUAUGCUCCGCCUACUUUGAUUUACCCAUCAGGGUCACUACAUGAACCUGUACUUGGUUAAUGAGUUACACUUGUCAGUACUAAGAAACUGCAUAUCCCAAAGUGGUUCCUGUUGCUUGUGGUCCACUUUCCCGGUCGCUUCAUUAUUACCUAUGAGGGUAUAAAUUUUAUGACUUACUCGUUUCAAAUAUCCAUUUACAUAAGCUCAGUGAAAUUAUCCAGAGCCUAUGUUUCAUUCCUGAGAAACGUCCCUCUUCAGAUCUGAAUACAUAUUUAGCACAUUAGUUAGCAUUUUGUACAGUCCUUGCUAUCCCUAUGCUUACAACAUGUGAUACGUCCCUCUCAAGAAGACUGAGCCAGUUAGUAAUCACGAUUAAAUGUGCUACAUUUUCUUCGUCGUGUAAAAGCUUAUUUAGCAAAAGCGGUGAUUUGUUUGCAGACUUAUUAGUUGACAAUACUUUUGUUUACAAAACCAAAGUGUGCCGUAAGACAUGGAAUCCUACAUGGAAUGAGUCUAUCUCAGUUAUUGCAUCUCCGAAGAGCAUCAUCCAAAUAAAAGUCUUUAAUCAUUUCAAAUUGGGACCUGAUGUAUUAAUUGCUGUUGCGGCCAUCAAUCUCUCCUCUAUACUCAUUGAGCAUAACGGUAUUCUUUCUGAAUGCGAGCUGAGGUUAUCCCUAUUCCAAGGAUGUGAUUAUAAAGGAUCAGUAUUUGUGAUGCUGGAUAAGCUUAACGUGUGUGUACAAAAUCUUGAAAACGGAAAUAAUAUGCUUGACAAUUUACCACAAGUCCCCUCUAGCUCGAACGGAUUAGACCCUACACCUAUUCAGCACCAAAGAUCUCAUCAUCAGUUAGUAAAUGGCUAUACUACUGUGAUUACAACUGAUAAUAUUCAACCUCCAAACGGAUCUAAUUCACACACGGAAUUUAACAUCUCUAGUGCGCCUAGAGUGCCAGCAAAUCAACAUGAUAGGGAUUUCUGGUCAGCUUUAAUAGGAUCUCUAUUUGGAUCCCAUAAAUUUUCAUCUACAAGGAAUACUUUAGCAACUGUUGACUCAACUUCUAGAGGUCAAGAUGCAGAAUUACCUGACAGGCAACGCCCUUUAAAUGAUUGGACUGAAGUCGAUGGUUUCUGGGAACCUAACAACCUAUCUGCUUCCUCUUCACUGUCAAAUUCUAAUGUUAAUUCCCAAAAUACUCAAAUUGAUUUGUCAUUACCACCAGGUUGGGAAAGACGUUUUGACAAGUCAACUCAGAAAUAUUAUUUUAUCAACCAUAAAUGUAAAAUCACUCAAUGGGAGGAUCCACGUGAACGUGGAAUGGAUGAAACCCAACCUCUCCCGCCUGGAUGGGAGAAACGUUAUACCGCCCAAGGACAAAGGUUUUUCAUUGAUCAUAAUACCCAUACUACUACCCUUGUUGAUCCACGUACUGGACAACAUGCUGGUUCAUUGGGUAGUAUGGGAGUCCCAUUGCAAUAUGAAAGGAAUUUUCGAUCCAAAGUCAAUUAUUUCCGUGCUUGUUGUACAAAUGCCAUGUUAAAUGGGCAGACCAAACUUCUUAUAUCAAGAGAUAAUUUAUUAGAGGACUCAUUUCAACUGGUAUCCCAAAUGUCUUCAUCUGGUUUAAGAAGACGUUUAUCUAUAACAUUUCUACAUGAAGAAGGUUUGGAUUACGGUGGAGUAGCCAGAGAAUGGUUCUAUCGUCUUUCAAGAGAAAUUUUAAACCCAAUGUUUGGCUUGUUUGAGUAUACUGGAACAGAUUAUGCCUUACAAGUAAAUCCAGCCUCUCAUGUUAAUCCAAAUCAUAUGGCGUAUUUUCGAUUCGUUGGACGCUUUAUUGGUAUGGCACUUUUUCAUGGUCGCUGCAUUGAUGGUGGGCUUACUCUUGCUUUUUAUAAACAAAUUUUGAAGCGGAAAUUAACAUUAGAAGACCUUGGCCAUACGGAUCACAGUUAUUAUCAAUCGUUAAUUUAUGUCAGAGAUAAUCCAGUUGAUGAGUGUGAUUUGGACUUGUACUUUAUUGGAACCUAUGAUCUUUUAGGCGCUUUGCGUGAAGACGAACUUAUUGAAGGUGGCAAAGAUAUUAAAGUGACUGAGGAAAAUAAAUCCGAUUAUAUCAGACUAAUGGUUGAUUGGCGAUUCAACAGAGGAGUAAAAAAACAAACAGAAGAAAUUCACAAAGGUAUUUUUGAAGUACUAAAUCCCGAGUGGCUGGAAUUAUUCGAUGAGCGUGAACUUGAACUCCUAUUAUCCGGUAUGCCAGAGAUUGAUGUUGACGAUUGGGAAAAGAAUACGGUCUACAUAAAGUACACACGAUCAAGUAAACAGAUUAUUUGGUUUUGGAAGUUGAUUCGAAAACUUGAUAAUGAACAUCGUGCUCGUCUUCUACAAUUCGUCACAGGUACCUGUCAUUUACCAUUAGGAGGCUUCUCUGAAUUAACUGGCAGUGGUGGUCGUCAGUUAUUUUGUAUAGAACGUACAGGCGAUGAACAAUGGCUACCACGUAGUCACACAUGCUUCAACCGGUUAGAUUUACCGCCAUACAAUUCGUACGAUCAAUUGUGCGAAAAACUGCAAAUGGCAAUUGAAGAAACUAAGGGAUUUGGGCAAGAAUAAAUCUAACCUCCUCUAUGACUUUCCCUUAAAAACACUUAAAUUAUAAUGUUAUUUUUAUUGUGUAUAUUCCAGUAAUCAUCUAUCACAGUAAUGAUUGAUGAGAAACGUUUUGUGGAGGUUAGGGUAGGCGGUGAAGUGGUAAAAUCAGUGGUAUACUGUGUUUUGAAUAAACUGUGAUCUAUUACCAAUUAGCAAUCAUUUUUUGUUAGUAAUUUCCGUUUUCUCUUUUCGAUUACCAUUAUUAUUAUUAUUAUUAUUAUUAUUAUUAUUAUUAUUAUUAUUAUUAUUAUUGUCUCUGGGUAAUGAAAAUUAUUUUAUUAAAUAUUUUUUUCUAA
Schistosoma intercalatum is the source of this 3115-nucleotide messenger RNA. Lineage: Eukaryota; Metazoa; Platyhelminthes; Trematoda; Strigeidida; Schistosomatidae. The record is from the annotation of a GenBank genome assembly.